This is a messenger RNA of Cydia fagiglandana, 738 nucleotides long. RefSeq names its product large ribosomal subunit protein uL6 (gene RpL9). Gene Ontology annotation, molecular function: structural constituent of ribosome; rRNA binding. Lineage: Eukaryota; Metazoa; Arthropoda; Insecta; Lepidoptera; Tortricidae. The transcript is spliced from 3 exons. Gene Ontology annotation, biological process: cytoplasmic translation. The record is from RefSeq and is a predicted model, not a curated record. Bases 141 to 713 code for a protein of 190 amino acids. Gene Ontology annotation, cellular component: cytosolic large ribosomal subunit; ribosome.
GUUUGAGCCAUUUUUAAAACUGCGCGUUUUAAUUAUAUUUUUAACGCAUUCUGUGGAUUUGACGUUUAUACUAUAUUUAUGACUGCUGGUAACACUCUUUAGCCCUUUUCCGGCUCUCUGUGUCAAAGAAAGCCUUCAUCAUGAAGCAAAUCGUUGCAAACCAGAAAGUGAAAAUCCCUGAGGGGUUGACUGUUCACGUGAAGUCGCGGCUGGUGACAGUUAAGGGACCGCGAGGAGUUCUGAAGAGAAACUUCAAACACUUGGCUGUUGACAUUCGCAUGGUGAACCCACGACUCCUGAAGGUUGAAAAAUGGUUCGGCUCCAAGAAGGAGCUUGCUGCCGUGAGGACAGUCUGCUCCCAUGUUGAAAACAUGAUCAAAGGUGUCACCAAGGGAUUCCAGUACAAGAUGCGUGCUGUGUACGCCCAUUUCCCCAUCAACUGUGUCACCACUGAAGGCAACAGCAUCAUUGAAAUCCGUAAUUUCCUUGGUGAGAAGUACAUCCGGAGGGUAAAGAUGGCACCAGGCGUCACUGUUGUCAACUCCCCCAAGCAGAAGGACGAGCUUAUUAUCGAAGGCAACUCUCUCGAGGAUGUUUCCAGCUCGGCUGCCCUCAUCCAACAGUCUACCACCGUCAAAAACAAGGAUAUCCGAAAAUUCUUAGACGGUCUUUACGUUUCUGAGAAGACUACGGUUGUACCCGAUGAGAUAUAAGGACAUUAAAUAAUAAAAUCCAGAA